Molecule: messenger RNA, 3010 nt
Organism: Umbelopsis ramanniana AG
Lineage: Eukaryota; Fungi; Mucoromycota; Umbelopsidomycetes; Umbelopsidales; Umbelopsidaceae
Exons: 1
Coding region: 207-2672 (821 amino acids)
Source: RefSeq, a predicted model, not a curated record
GUGGGUGUGAGACGCCAUGGAACCCACUUUUUUUUUUUUAUUUUUUAUUUUUUUUUCUUACUUCUCAAUUCCCAUCGUCUUACCAACGUUCGGUUCUUCCUGGAUUUUACUUAUCUUUUCUUAUUAUAAUCUUCUCUGUUGUACCCUUUGUCAGUUUGACAACCUAACAUCUAGUCUUUCUCCAAAUAUAUCCGUGAGAAGAUAUUAUGGCAUUUGCCACGGACGAUAGUAGAGAACCGAAACCCACCAAAAGCUACAGAGAAAACCAAUACGUCCCUUUAAGUCAACCACAGAUGCAGGCUUCAAAUCGUCACAAGCCCUCCGAUCUUCCAUCUGCACCCGUCAUGAUACCCAAUGAUAUUCCUAAUCUCGAUCAGUGGAACAAAUCGUACGGUUUUUGUUACAUUCCUCAAGAACACAGCAUGACCAUGGACACAAUCCCGCUGUUUUCGUCAGCGUUCAAUUUUCUUGGCGACAUUCAUACUCACCCUAUCGCCAUGAGUCCACCACAAACGCCUCUUACCAAUGCCUAUGAAAACAACGGACAUCCUACAACUCCAACAGAGUAUUCAGCGGCAACGUCCGAAUAUUCAGGCUUUGACGUUAAUACGUUGAUGCCUGCUUCACCACCAGAGAGUUAUGCUUCUGCCAACUCUCCAACCCCUGCAGCAACCGAAGUCAUAUUGAAUGAAGCUCUUUCAAGUUUCCAUAUCUCCUAUGGAGAAUCUGGUAUUAGCAUGGAAACCAAUGUUUCGAGCGCUAGUGGCUUACGUUCGUUGAUCGAAACGUUUAGUCAGAUUGGUAUAACUCCCAAGUCUCCCACUUCCCACAAUCGAAUGUCGUUUAGCAGCACAACGAGCGAUAAGAGCAAUGUGCUUAGUAAAAAUCGACAAUUUUCUACUCAGCCCGUCAACUUUUUUGAGAAACUCGGCCGAGCAUUGUAUGCCAACCAACGACUUGAACAAACUACUGCUUUAAAGCAACAAAUUGUCAGUGGUUGUGUCGAUGCCUUUUUCGUAUGUUGGAUACGCUAUUCUCCGGUCCUCAAUCGUCAGCAAUUUGAAGAAUGGUAUCAUUCUGAACCCCUACCUACCGAUACUUUUUUGGUCAACGCUAUUUGUGCAUUUACCGUCAAGCAUAUGAUGAUUCACCAUCCGUGUGCAGCCAGCGCUGAAAUUCCUCUGUCACAUAACCAUAUCAAAGACAUGGAGAGCUACUUCUUUGAAAAGGCAAAGCAAGCUUUGGAACAAAACUUUGAUCAUUCGGAUCGAUACUCUGUCAUCGGCAUGCUGUUAAUGGCUUUUCGAGCUGAAGACAAGAAAGCCACUGUCUAUUCUGGGAUGGCGACUAGAGCACUGCAUGAGUUGGAUGUGUCACCAAGAAUGCUAUCACAACAUGCAACAAUAGACUACAACGACAAUGCAGCGUAUGAAAAGGAACUUGACACUCGGCUCUGGUGGUUUGCCUGGGUCACCGAUUUUGCUGUUUACUCAGGAGGUGGCUUUUCCAAGAACACCCCACAGACCCGAUUUAGAGGAGAAGUCGAUUUACCUCAGCCGUUCCCUCAAGACAAGAACGAGGCCGCGCAUGCUAUUCCGAUGUAUCGACAUGGUUUGCAGAUAUGGAGACUGCAAGCAGAUAUCAUUUACAGUCUAUAUGAAAGCUCAGACGACGAUGCUCUCACCACAGAGCAAUUAGACAGCUUUGAACUCACCUUACAAGAGCUACGCACAAAUUUACCUGAUCGCUACCGACUAGACACUGGAUACCAAUUUACAACCCCGUCCGCCUUCAUUGGCUGUUUAAGGAUACAAAUUGAAUUAUGUGCUACCCACAUCAUAUUACACAAGCUCUUUUUACCAGAUGCCAGUAACAUCGAACAGAUGUCAGAUAAUUCUCUCAUCUCUUUGAACCGCUGCUUAUACUCUGCUAUCCAGCAACUCAAAAUGUUGAAGACGACCCUCGAACUUCCCGGUGGAGCAUGCUCGUUUGAUCGAGAUGAGUUAUGGCGUUCAUCUGAAAUCAUUUCAAUGGCUUUGACGAUACACAGUAAUUGCUCAACCAAGGCUCAGCAACUGAUCAUGGAGGGAAUAGAAUUUUCGGAUAUUCAAGGUGCAUUGCCAUUGGCUCUUCAAAUCAUAAGAAACACUCGAGAAGAUCGGUUUGGAGCGAACUUGAAUUUCAGUCAAUUAAAGGAAUGGAUAGAAGAAGAAAUUAAGAAGCACAACCUGACGGUUCCCCAGCCCAUUAAUUUUUCUCAGCAUAAGCAGCGACCUGAGCCAAAAGAAGUAACGGCAGCCAUCAAGAAAAAAACAUUGUAUAAGCAAGAAACAGAUUACGAUACUGUAUCAUUUACCAUUUCACCUUCCACAUCCUCACCACCUUCUACAUCUCAUCCACCGAACAAAAUGCACAAAUCAUCCCAUACCAAAUCCACCAGUAACAUCGCUGUUCAAUUUCAAAACAGCUUUGGUCCUCCACCUUCUCCUGCCGUUUCUUCUCCAAUGUACACCAAAUCAGAAGCCAAAUCACAGCGAGUGGUGGAAACUCGUGGCUUUGUGAACCAAGUUGGAUGGUCAUCCACUUAUGUCAAAGGUCAACCACGGUUCAGAUAUUUCAGUCCCAAAACGUCGGACAAGCUCAUGUUCAUUGAUGAGAACCCAAUGGUAUGAAUAGGUCAAUUAAUGGUGAUGUUACUAUAGUUUCUGCAAAUCGUUCUCCCAUUUCUCCUGCUCAUUUAAUUCGUUUCGUGUUACAUAUUUUCCUUUGUCCUUGUACGUUUAGUUUUCUUAUUUACCUUGUUUAGCCAGCCAGUUCAUCUCAUAUAUAUUAUUAUCCCUUUUCUUGUUUUCUUUCAAUACCCUCCACAUUUUUCAGAACAGUCUCUUAUCUCACGAGAUGUCACAUUCGAGUACCCCCUUGUCACAGUGCAAAUAAAACAUACAAUUCAUUUCAUUCAACAGACCCAACGAUAACAUCUUAUAGACAUUUUUACGAUAUGAUACACAAA